Messenger RNA from Fonsecaea multimorphosa CBS 102226, 852 nucleotides. RefSeq lists its product as uncharacterized. NCBI's taxonomy places the organism in Eukaryota, Fungi, Ascomycota, Eurotiomycetes, Chaetothyriales, Herpotrichiellaceae. Bases 1 to 852 code for a protein of 283 amino acids. Gene Ontology annotation, molecular function: oxidoreductase activity, acting on NAD(P)H, oxygen as acceptor. The transcript has 5 exons. The record is from RefSeq and is a predicted model, not a curated record. Gene Ontology annotation, cellular component: intracellular anatomical structure.
AUGUCGACAGAGAACAAAGCCCCCGCAACGAAGCUUGGAGCUUCAAGCGAAGAUGCUUACCGAACGAGGUCGAUACAAGAUCUGAUGUCUCUGAAAGGCAGGGUCACUGUCGUCACCGGCGGAGCACGGGGCAUCGGUUUGGCACUGGCCAGGGGCGCUGCAGAGCUGGGAAGCAAUGUCGCCGUCCUCGAUAUCCUCGAAAAGCCAUCUGAUGCUUUCUUCGAUUUCGAAAAGGAACUACAGGUCACAGCCAAAUACUAUCGAACAAGCGUCACAGAUCCAGAUAGCCUGACUCGAAGCUUCGAAGCUGUGGCGAAGGAUUUCGGUCGCAUAGAUAACUGCGUCACCGCAGCCGGCAUUGUGCACGAUAAACCGUUCCUUGAGACGACUUGGGACGAGGGCGCCAGGAUCCUACAAGUCAAUGUAAUGGGUACAAUGCUAAGCGCGCAACUGGCUGCCAAACAAAUGCGAGCCCAAAACACUGGAGGGAGUAUCGUGAUGAUAGCAUCGGUGUCAGCUCAAUCUGCCCUACCAACUCAGAGACUGAACAUAUACGCCGCCUCCAAAGGCGCUGUCAAGUCCCUCUGCGUGCAGCUGGCGGUAGAGCUUGCCCCGCUGGGAAUUCGCGUGAAUACUGUAUCCCCUGGUUUCAUCGCCACGGAGAUGACCAAAGGGUUGGCCAUCACGAGACCUGAAUUGCUGACAGUGUUCAAGUCUGCACCACCGAUGGGAAGGAUAGGAGACCGCGCUGAUCUCAAGGGCGUCGUCGGAUACCUUCUGAGCGAUGCCGCAGCAUAUACGACCGGGGCUGAUGUCCUUGUUACUGGCGGCGUGCACGCUGGACAAUUGUAG